AAAAAAUAAACGAAAAUGCUGAAUGCGAAGGAAGAGGAAAAUGUAACUUGUGAAUUAAUUAAAACGCCGAAUUUGGAAUAUUAUUCAAAUAUCGAACAAUUCUCCAAAAACAUGCUUGAAUUACAAAAGAAAAUGAGUGAUAUCGAAGACGUGCGAAAUGUAUUGGAAUUAGUGGUAACAAAGUCGAAGAUUCGUCAGCAAGAAAAGUUAACCGAUUAUCAAACUAUUAACGAAUGCCAUCUGGAAUGUCCCCAAAGUUUCUACUUUGAAAAAAUGAAAGAGUUUGCAAAUAAAUUACCCCCGAAUAUCUUGUUACUUGAAUGGGAAGAAAAUAUUCGAAAUUUAAUAUCGGUUAAUUUACGAACCAAAUACGUGGAUAUUUUUGAGGAUCAAAUGCUCGAAACAAAGACACGUUAUUACGAAGCAAUGCACGACAUGGCCGUAAAAAAAGUGAUAGCAAUAGAAUGUCAAGAUAUUUGUAAUUUGGGAUUAGAAGAAAUUCCUCCGUACAAGCUUGCCGGACGAACUGAAUUUUAUCCAAAAUUUUUGAGAAAUCGAUGCGCGCUUAAAAAAAAAUAUUAUUUACCUCAUAAACUGAUGAAAAAUAUAGUAGCAAAGGCUCAUUUCUUGAUGCCAAAAUGGAUGUGUGAUUUCGGACGUUAUCGAGCAGAAUUCGAUUAUCUUGAUUUUAACAGAUUUUUAGAUUUGGUAGAAAAUGAUACGAAAAAAGGCGCGAUUAUGGUUACUAGUGUUUAUUACAGCGACAUCGUGCGACUGAUCUCUCAACCUCGCUAUCUUAGUGACGUACCGUCAUUUUCUUUGCCUAAUUUUCUCAACUGCGCCAACAAUUUACUCGCUCUUCAAAUUGUCACGCUCAUGAUAGAUACUAUAGAAUAUUUGCUUGAAGUAUUAAAAGACAAGCAAAUCCUACCUUUAUUCAAGGUUCAAUUAAAAUGCGAGGAAAAUGAUCUGUUUCUUAGCCCGACGAUGCUUGAAAUUUGUAACGCGUUUUAUAAUAUUAUCGAUCAAAUUAAAAAUACCGCGCAACAAUUGUCGCCACUGGAGUCUUGGGUUAGUGUAAAGAUUCAUCGAGAAUAUAUUAAAGUCGAAUUACCAGAAUGGUAUUUAAAAGACACGCAUCGACGUCUCGAAGAAAUAUUGAAGAACACUUUUCGACCCUUCAACGAUUACGUUGAUGAACUGCAUAAAAAAUUCCAUAUUGUUUUCGAUCCAAAAUCGCACGAUAUCUAUAGUAGAAUGGGAUAUAGUUUUCAAGAAAAAGUAUCUCAGGUUGAAGAUUUUAAUCGACUUAUUCGAGACAUAAAUGGCAUGCCGGAUCACGAGUACUUUCCGAUCGGGAUAAUAAAUCAAAUUGGAGCAAAGGCAGGGCUUCUUUAUUACGCGGAAGAAGUGCGUAAAUUGAUUAUCGAAGAAUUAGUCAAAAGUCAUCGAAAUUAUAAUCUUGAAAUUUGUAAAACGUUUGAAGAUAUAAGGGAGCGUGCUUUGCACAUACCUUAUAAUACUAAAGAAUUACUCGAAUUGGGUGAUUAUAUGUUGUAUGCCGCGUCAACGUUAAUGAGAUUAUUAGAGGAAAAGAUCACUUUAUCGUUGCGCAUGAUGGCAUCAUUAAUUGGAAUGACAACAUUAACCAAAGAUCAUAUCGAAUUGAAUAACGACACUAUUCAUUGGUUAAAGCGGAUAAGACCAAUAUUCGAGCAAAAUAGCGUCAUGUACGAGCAAACUAAAUCUGAGUUGGAGGAGAAACUUGUGAAGAAAAUCGAUGAUCUUAACGCGAGUGUCGAGGACAUGUAUCCCAGAUUGAAAAUUAUGAAUGAUAUGGAUUAUGCGAAUCGGAUUCGAGAAUACAUUGAAUUCAUGCGAAAGUUCGCACGCGAUUUAGAUCGUAUGGACGAAAGGGUGAACUGGAUUAACGAGGAAGAAAAACUCUUUAAAUAUCCCCUCUCUGUAUAUCCACGUAUCAACGAAUUGAAAGAAAUUAUAAUGCCGUACUACGAUUUAAUUUAUCGUGGUUACCAAUGGCAAAGGCAUCGGGACGUCUGGCUGGAUGGCCCGUUCGAGUAUUUGGAUUCAAACGAUGUCGAGAACAAGGCAACUGAUUAUUUUUCAAAUUUCAGUAAAAUAAACAAACAGUACAGGACAAGAAUAAAGAUGGAGAUUGCAAUGAAUUAUCCGCACAGUUUCACAGGAUCUCCAGAUGACUCGGAUCCUUUACAACAACCGGCGCCUUUAAAACUAACCUAUCAGCUUAUGGAAGAUAUCAAAUGGUUCAAGCACUAUAUACCGUUGCUAACGGUUUUUCGAAAUCCUGCGAUGCGACAAAUUCAUUGGGAUGAAAUGUCGGUAAUAGCAGGUUUCGAUCUUACCCCUGAUGCUGGAACAACGUUCAGGAAAAUUAUCCUGAUGAAUUUGAUGGAAGAAAUUGAAAAGUACGAAACAAUAAGCAUAAGCGCAACGAAACAACUUGCUCUCGCAGAUCUGUUAGCAAAGCUGAUUAGCGAAUGGGAUGAUGUAUUGUUUAUAACUAUACCUUAUAAAGAUUCGGGAGUGAACAUUUUGACGCAGUUAGACGACACUCAAAUGCUUUUGGAGGAUCAGAUAAUAAAAGUCGAAGCGAUGCGAGGUUCUGCGUUCGUCAAACUUAUCGAGGAAGAAGUUAAAACUUUUUAUUUUCUCUUACAUCGAAUACACUCGACGAUAGAAGAAUGGACCAAAGUUCAAGUACAAUGGAUGUAUUUAUUACCUAUCUUUUCAAGCAAAGAUAUCGUAGCGCAAUUACCGGAAGAAGAGGUAUUAUUUUUUCAAGUAGAUAGAAUAUUUCGUAGCGCGAUGAAUGGUGUCGCGAAGGAUCCUCGUGUACGAGAAACUGCUGGUUCUGUGGGUCUUCUAGAAAUCAUGCAAGAAGCUAAUCUAUUGAUGGAAAAAGUAAACGAGGGUGUAUUGAAUUACUUAGAAAAGAAGAGGCUCUUCUUUCCACGAUUUUUCUUCUUAAGUAACGACGAUAUGCUCGAAAUAUUAUCCGAAACAAAGGAACCUCUUCGAGUCCAACCGCAUCUUCGAAAAUGUUUCGAAGGCAUAAACAGGCUGCGAUUUGACGAACAAUUGGAAAUAUGUUCCAUUAGUGAAGACUACGAGGAAGUUAGAAUGCAGGAAAGGAUUUCGACCGCUGCGGCGCGAGGUUGCGUGGAACGAUGGCUCAUUCAAGUGGAGGAACAAAUGUUGAAAUCUGUACGACAUGAAAUCCUUAUGAGCUAUCUCGAUUAUGAGGUCAAUAAACGAGACUUGUGGGUACUUAUUUGGCCUGGUAUGGUUGUCCUAUGCGUAUCUCAAAUUUACUGGACUAUGGAAGUUCAAAAUAGCCUUAUGACUCGUAUACCUUCGACAAUGGAGGUACUUCAUGACAAACUCAUGUUCCAAAUCUUGGAAAUGGUUGAAUUAGUUAAAGGAUAUUUAACGAAACAAAAUCGAACUACGUUAAAUGCUCUUAUCACCUUGGACGUGCAUGCCAAGGAUGUCGUAAAAUUAUUGAUCGACAGGAAGAUCAUAGAUGAAAUGGAUUUUGAAUGGUUGGCCCAAUUGCGCUAUUAUUGGGAAGAUGACGUAUUUGUUAGAAUUAUUUAUACAACUGUGAAUUAUGCUUACGAAUACAUUGGGAAUUGUCCUCGUCUCGUUAUCACUCCUCUAACGGAUAGAUGUUAUCGCACUUUAAUCGGUGCCUAUUCCUUGAACUUGAAUGGAGCACCGGAAGGUCCAGCCGGUACCGGUAAAACAGAAACGACGAAAGACUUGGGCAGAGCUGUAGCCGUACAAUGCGUAGUUUUCAAUUGUUCCGAAGGUCUCGAUUACAAAAAUAUGGGAAAAUUCUUCAAAGGUCUCGCCUCGUGCGGAGCAUGGUCUUGCUUCGACGAAUUUAACAGAAUCGAUCUCGAAGUGUUGUCCGUGGUCGCGCAACAAAUUCUUUGCAUCAUUCAAGCCGUACGCGCCAAACUGGAAACAUUCGUUUUCGAGGGGACCGAAUUGAAAUUAAAUGCCGCCGUUUACGUUUGCAUCACGAUGAAUCCUGGUUACGCGGGUCGUUCAGAGUUACCCGACAAUUUGAAAGUUCUUUUUAGAAGCGUGGCAAUGAUGGUGCCCGAUUACGCUAUGAUCGCCGAAAUAUUUCUUUAUUCUUCUGGAUUCGGUACAGCCCGAGAACUCUCCACGAAGAUCGUAACGACGUACAAACUAUGCUCGGAACAAUUAUCUUCCCAAUCCCAUUACGACUACGGGAUGCGAGCCGUGAAAACGGUGCUAACAGCUGCACAAAAUAUCAAAUUACAAUUGCCGGACGAGAACGAGUCCGUGCUUUUACUUAGAUCCGUGAUCGACGUUAAUCUGCCGAAAUUCUUGGCGCACGACGUCCCACUUUUCCAAGGUAUCGUCUCCGAUCUGUUCCCCGGACUGGAAUUACCCGCUCCGAGUUACGAUGUACUCUUAAAAGCUGUCCACGAAGUUUGCGAUAAAAAAAACUUACAACCGGUCGACGGUUUUCUCUUGAAGAUCAUACAAACGUUCGAAAUGAUGAUCGUCCGCCAUGGAUUUAUGCUCGUCGGCGAACCGUUCGGCGGUAAGACAUCGAUACUUCACACUUUGGCCAACGCCUUGACCACCAUGUUUGAACAGAAUGAGCCGAACGGAGUUGCGACAAAAUAUUUCACGAUCAAUCCAAAAUCUAUAACGUUGGAUCAGCUAUACGGAUUUUUCGAUCCUGUUUCUUCCGAAUGGACCGACGGUAUUUGCGCAGUUGCAUUUCGAAGGUAUUCCACCGAAGACACACCCGACAGGAAAUGGAUUAUUUUUGACGGGCCGGUCGAUGCAGUGUGGAUCGAGAAUCUCAAUACCGUCCUCGACGACAAUAAAAAACUUUGUCUAACAUCCGGUGAGAUAAUACAAAUGACCGGUGUAAUGUCAAUGAUAUUCGAGACAAUGGAUCUUGAGCACGCGUCUCCCGCCACGGUGUCCCGUUGUGGAAUGAUAUACGUGGAACCGCGUGUUCUUGGCUGGAAACCGUUCCUUGAUUCUUGGAUAAAUAUAUUAAAUCCCAUAUGGAAAGAGAAUCACGAGAACGAGAUCAAAGAAUUGUUCCAUUGGCUGAUGGAUCCGUGUUUAGAAUUUAUUCGAAAAAAUUGUCACACGACUAUCUUUGUUGGCCAAAUUCAUCAAGUUGUAUCAACGUUAAAUAUCUUCGAGAUAUAUAUGGAAGAUGCGGUGCAACAAAAUCUAGCAACUUUCGAGCAAUUCGUUUUGUCGUGGCUACAAGCAACUAUGUUAAUGUCGAUGGUUUGGGGAAUCGGUGGUACGCUAGAUUUCCCUUCCCGUAUAUUAUUCAACAACUUUUUCUUAAGUUUUUGGAAGAACGAACAAAAGGAAUACCCGCUUCCCGAAUUUCUUCUUGAAAUUUUAAUCUCUAUUCCGACCGAGGAGCUGAUUCACGAUUGUUUUUACACGUAUCGUGGAAGAGGGGCGUGGAGACGUUUCAGCGACAUGGCAAGACAGGAGGAAUUUUCGGAUGUUGGAAGUAUCGUUCAAUUGAUAAUACCCACUGUCGAUACCGUAAAAUAUCAAUCUUUAUUUUUAAAGCACAUUCGAUAUCACAAACGUUUCUUGUUGUACGGAGACACGGGGACUGGAAAAAGUUUUUACAUCAACGAUUUGAUCAUGAACAAAUUAGGCGAAGAGGAAUAUCUACCGAAUUUCAUCACGUUCACUCCGCACAUUACUGCUGCGCAGACGCAAGAACUGAUUAUACUAAAAUUAUACAAGAGACGCAGAAACAAAUAUGGCCCUUUAGCUGGCACGUUUUGUAUCGUGUUUAUCGAUGAUGUCAACAUGCCUGCGAAAGAACUUUACGGUUCCCAACCACCGAUCGAGCUGCUACGACAAUUUUUCGAUCACGAAGUUUGGUUCGAUCUGAAGAAACCGGAAAAGAUUUACAUAUACGAUACCAUGUUCGUGUGCGCAAUGGGCCUACCAGGUGGCAGUAGACAGGUAUUGUACAACAGAUUUUUGAGACAUUUUAAUCUGUUCACCAUCGAUAAAUUUUCCGAAGAGACCAUGACCAGAAUUUUUACAAACAUCGCGUUCAUUGGUUUACAACGGCAUGGUUUCACCACGGCAAUCAUGCCGGUUAUCAUGGAUAUUGUGAACGCGACCAUGAAUAUUUUUCAACACGCUCAGGAAGAGCUUAGGCCGACCCCGGCGAAAUCCCAUUAUCUGUUUAACCUGCGUGAUUUUUCUCGUGUGAUAACCGGUUGCACCAUGAUAAGAGUAGAAUCUGUCGAAACGAGAUCGGAUUUCACGAAACUUUGGGUACACGAAACUUUGAGAGUUUUUGGCGAUAGGUUAAUCGAUACGAAGGAUCGACACUGGCUGUUCAUAAGGAUCAGGGAAGCGGUUACUGCUAAUCUAAGGGAAUCGUUCGAUACGGUAUUCGAUUAUUUGCCAAAGGUCGAUGAUCAAUUAACGGAGGAAAGCUUGCGAAGUUUGAUAUUCGGCACUUUUAUGGACGUGGACACGAUCCCGGCCGAUCGCCGCUACGAAGAGGUAAAAUCAAUGGACGAAUAUUUAGAAGUAGCCAUCUCUUAUCUCGAGGAGUACAACAUUACGCACAGACACAAGAUGGACAUUGUCCUGUUCCGUUACGCUUUGGAACAUCUUGCCAGAAUCUGUCGUAUAUUAGCAAUCCCAUGCGGUAGUUUGCUGAUGGUUGGCGUAGGUGGAUCCGGUAGGCAAUCUUUAACAAAAUUGGCUUCGAACAUAGCCAAUCUUGGUCUGUUUCAACCGGAAAUGGGUAGCAUGUAUGGCCUACAAGAAUGGCGGGACGAUGUAAAAAAGGUGCUGAUAAAUUCUGGUGGAAUAGGCAAGGAUUACGUAUUUUUGCUCACCGAAGGACAAAUGAAAACCGACAUAUUCCUAAACGAUAUCGACAGCUUGUUAAAUUCUGGCGAGGUACCGAACAUAUUCAGCAUCGAAGAAAGACAGGAAAUCAUCGAGAUGACUCGGUUGGCCGCUCAGGGCGGUGAUCGGAAUUUAGAUAUAUCGGUGCUCGCGAUACUUUCCUUCUUCCGUAACCGUUGCAAAGAAAAGUUGCACAUAAUGCUAUGCUUCAGCCCUAUUGGGGACACCUUCAGAAUCAGGCUUCGACUUUAUCCAAGUCUCGUCAAUUGUUGCACAAUCGAUUGGUUCGACGUGUGGCCCGAGGACGCUCUCGAACAAGUAGCUCUACGCAGCACCACUGACAUCAACAUUGACGAGACCGUGAAGGUUAACGCGGUGAUCGCCUGUAAAUUUUUCCACGCUUGCGCCAAAGAUAUCAGUGAUCGUUUUUACAGCGACACGGGUAGAAAAACUUACAUCACGACGGCCGGCUUCCUGGAUCUCAUACAAUCUUACGCGGAACUGAUAAAAGAAAAACAAGAAGAGCUGAGCCUCGCGAGAGAUCGUUAUCUCAACGGGUUGGAUAAACUUCAAUUCGCGGCCGAGCAAAUUGGCGAAAUGAGAGUAACGCUUUCGGAAUUACGGCCCCAACUCGAAGCAUCGGCCCACGAGACGACCGAGACGAUGAAGAAAAUUGAGACCGAGAAUAUCAGCGUGGAGAAGGCUACGAUCUUGGUGAAGAAGGACGAAGACAUGGCAAAUAUACAGGCCGAAAUUGCAAUGAAUCUGAAGACUGAAUGCGAGGCAGAUUUGGCCGAGGCUUUGCCCGCCCUCGAGGAGGCAUUGGCCGCUCUGGAUACAUUAAAGCCGGCCGAUAUAGCGGUUGUAAGAACAAUGAGAAGUCCUCCGGCCGGAGUAAGACUCGUUAUGGCUGCGGUGUGCGUGAUGUUGGGCAUACCUCCUCUUCGAGUCGAGGAUCCAGUUACCGGUAAAAAGGAGAACGACUAUUGGACUCCGAGCAAACGUUUAUUGGGCGACAUGAAAUUUUUAGAAACGUUGCGACAAUACGACAAGGAUAACAUUCCUUCGCAUAUCAUGAACGAAAUAAAAACAGUCUACAUGACCGAUAAAAAUUUCGAGCCGAAGAUAGUAGCUAGGGCGUCGUCGGCAGCCGAAGGUCUCUGUAAAUGGGUGAGAGCUAUGGUAUUGUACGACGAGGUAAUAAAAGUAGUUGCGCCGAAAAGGGAAAAAUUACAAAUCGCGCAACGAGAUUACGAGAACACUGUCAAAUUUUUAAACGAAAGACGCGAAUUGCUUGCCGAACUGACCGAAAAGUUGAACGUUCUCAAGGAAAGUUUACGAGUGAUACUCGCCAAAAAGAUCGAAUUGGAGAACGAAGUAACAAUAUGUAGAAAUAAAUUGAUCCGCGCUGAAAAGUUAAUUAGCGGAUUGGGAGGAGAGAAGGAUCGUUGGACCCUUGCGGCCAAGAACUUACAAAAAUUUUACGAUACUUUGCCGGGUGAUAUUUUGAUUUCAUGUAGCAUGAUAGCGUAUCUUGGUCCAUUCACAUCUCCUUAUCGUAUCGAAAGCUUGGAAAAAUGGACGACUUACGUUAAGAAUUUGAAAAUCCCAUGCUCGGAAGAAUUUGAUUUCGUUAAGAUACUCGGAUCCGAGGUAAAGAUCAAUUCUUGGAACAUAUUUGGACUACCUCGAGACUUAUUUUCCAUCGAGAACGCCAUUAUCAUGGAUAAUUCAAAAAGAUGGAGUUUAUUCAUCGAUCCUCAGAGUCAAGCUAAUAAAUGGAUUCGUAACAUGGAGAAACAAAACGAAUUGGAAAUCGUGAAAUUGACAGAUGUAAAUUAUAUGUAUAUCAUAGAAAAAGCGCUGGAAUAUGGAAAACCAGUAUUGAUAGAGAACGUGCUUGAAGAAUUGACACCACCUCUUGAGCCGAUAUUAAUGAAGGCGAUAUAUAAAAUGGGCCCUUUCUGGUUUAUCACACUUGGCGAAAAAGUAAUCGAAUAUAAUCUGCGAUUCAAACUGUAUAUUACAACGAAAUUACGCAAUCCGCAUUAUCUACCGGAGAUUUUCAAUAAAGUAACUGUGAUCAAUUUCGCUUUAACGAUUGGCGCUUUAGAAGAUCAAUUGUUAGGUAUCGUGGUUGCGAAGGAGAGGCCAGAUUUGCAGGAAAAGCGAGAAUACUUGAUCGUUCAAAGUGCCGCGAACAGACAAGCUUUGCUGCAAGUCGAGGAUAAUAUUUUGAAAACUUUAUCAGUGGCCGGUGCUAGAAUUUUAGAGGACGAGGAAGCCAUAGAAAUCUUAGAUUCGUCAAAAAUUCUUUCCAUUGAUAUAUUAAAGAAACAAGCUGCUGCGAAAAAAACGGAGGCACAGAUCGAAGGAUUUCGACAAAAUUACAAACCCAUAGCAGUACAUAGUUCCGCUCUUUAUUAUACGAUCACCGAUCUACCCAACAUCGAUCCUAUGUAUCAAUAUUCGUUGAUGUGGUUUAUCAAUUUAUAUAUUAAUUCGAUAGAAACUGCGAAUAAAAGUAUAAUUCUCGCAAGAAGAUUGGAAUUUCUUCGAGAAACUUUUACCUAUAACUUAUAUCAAAAUGUCUGUAGAUCUUUAUUCGAAAAGGACAAGCUUUUGUACUCGUUCGUCUUGUACACGACUAUCUUAAUGACGGAGGACGCGAUCUCGAGAGAAGAAAUGACAUUCUUUCUUUCCGGAGGUGUUGUAAUUGCUGGAUUACCAGAGAAUCCAGUAACCUGGCUUGCAGAUAAAUCUUGGGGAGAAAUUUGCAGAGUUCAAACAUUACCUAACUUCACCAAUUUUCAGUUUAAUUUCACACGUAAUCUAGUUGCGUGGAAAGAAUAUUACGAUUUAUUAAAUCCAGAAAAGGCACCGAUACCAGAACCAUGGGAGGAAAGAUUAACACCUUUUCAGAAAUUAAUUAUCAUGAGAAUGAUUAGAACGGACAAAGUAAUGAUCGCGAUACAACAAUUCGUCGAAGCUGGAAUGGGUUUGAAGUUUAUAUUACCACCACCUUUUGAUAUUUCCAAAUCUUUCGCGGAAUCAAGUUCCUUGAUACCAUUGAUAUUCAUCUUGUCUCCGGGCUCAGAUCCAAUGGAAGCGCUGAGAAGCUUUGCGGAAGCUAUGAAUUUCCAAGAAAAAUUCCACUCGAUUUCCCUCGGUCAAGGUCAAGGUCCCAUCGCUCAAAAAUUGAUCGAGCAAGCUCAAUAUACCGGCGAAUGGGUGUGUUUGCAAAAUUGUCACUUGGCUGCCUCUUGGAUGCCUAUGUUGGAAGAUAUCUGUGACCGUUUCGAUCCUUCCAAUACGCACGUCCACUUUCGUUUAUGGCUUACCAGCUAUCCUUCCGAAUAUUUCCCAAUUACGAUUCUGCAAAAUGGCGUCAAAAUGACAAACGAACCUCCGACCGGUUUACAGAACAAUAUUAUGAGAUCCUAUAAAUCCGAAGCAAUCAAAAACAUAGAUGCUUUUUAUGGCGAGUCUGUUAAAAGGAAAGCAUUCUCAAAAUUGCUUUACGCUUUGUGUUUCUUUCAUGCUGUAGUGCAAGAAAGACGAAAUUAUGGCUCUCAAGGUUGGAAUAUAAAAUACGGUUUCAAUGAAUCGGAUCUUCAAAUAUCCGUUCAACAACUUCACCUGUAUAUAAACAAUUAUGAGGAUGUACCUUUCAAAGCUAUUAUAUAUCUAACCGGUGAAUGUAAUUAUGGUGGUCGGGUCACGGAUGAUAGAGAUAGAAGAUGUUUAAAUACAAUAUUACAUGAUUUUUAUAAUCCGAAUGUAAUUAUAAAUCCGAAUUACACCUUUGCAGAUAUUGGACCCGAAUAUAGUUUACCAAAAAGAUACGAAUACGAUGAUUUUAUCAAACAAAUUCAAGGAAUCCCUUUAAAUCCACCACCAGAAGCGUUUGGAUUGCAUAUGAAUGCUGGAAUUACACGGGAUAUUGAAUUAGCAAAUACAUUCUUUCAAUCCAUGUUAAUGAUUCAAGGAGCAGUAGUGAUAGGUGAUGCUAUUAAACAGGACGAAAUGAUGUUAAAUAUGAAAAAAGAUAUUUAUGACAGAAUGCCUGAAUUAUUUGAUAUCGAGGAGGCGGAAAAACAAUAUCCUAUCGUUUAUAUGGAAUCAAUGAAUACUGUCUUAAUACAAGAAUUGGUAAGAUAUAACAUCCUCUUACAGGAGAUUAAACAAUCUCUCGAUAUGUUAGAGAAAACGGUAAAAGGAUUAAUAGUGAUGACCCCUGAGAUAGAGAUUUUAGGUAGUUAUAUAUUAAGCGCAAAAAUUCCACUAUCUUGGAUAAAUGCAUGUGCUUAUCCAAGUUUAAAACCAUUGCCAAAUUUUAUUAAUGAUUUUCUUGAUCGAUUAAACUUCUUUAAAAAGUGGUUAAAAGAAGGUAUACCGAAAACCUUUUGGAUAUCUGGAUUUUCGUUCGUGCAUGCUUUUCUUACAGCAACAACGCAAAACUUUGCCCGAAAAUACAAGAUACCUAUCGAUAAAAUUGAUUUUGAUUUCAAGGUACUUCCUAAAUUUGAAUUGAAUGAAUCACCGAUCGAUGGUGUUUAUGUUUACGGGAUGUAUUUGGCCGGUGCCAGAUGGAAUUUGAGCAACAUGCUACUCGCUGAAAGUUAUCCAAAAAUACUUUGGGAAUCUAUGCCAAUAAUUUGGAUGAAACCAUCUAUAAUGGAUGCGAUUCAUAUAGGAGAACGAUACGAAUGUCCUGUUUAUAUUACUUCUGCGCGUUUUGGUGUUCUUAAGACAACUGGACAUUCUACUAAUUACGUAUUAUCAAUUCUCUUAGAAACUGAUUAUCCUAUCAGUCAUUGGAUUAAAAGAGGACUAGCUUUAAUUUGUCAACUCGAUAAUUAAACAAUUUCUCAUAACA
Messenger RNA from Apis florea (little honeybee), 11833 nucleotides. RefSeq names its product Dynein heavy chain at 62B (gene Dhc62B). Gene Ontology annotation, cellular component: dynein complex. NCBI's taxonomy places the organism in Eukaryota, Metazoa, Arthropoda, Insecta, Hymenoptera, Apidae. Gene Ontology annotation, molecular function: ATP binding; dynein light intermediate chain binding; dynein intermediate chain binding. Gene Ontology annotation, biological process: microtubule-based movement. The record is from RefSeq and is a predicted model, not a curated record.